UUACCCUUCCCGGCCGUCUUGAUGCAUGCAAUGCCAUUCCAUCCCUUGGUUCCCAUGUCUCGACUGUCCACGCGCUAAUUAUUCAUACGAUUUCCAACGAAGACUGGGGAUUCCCAAGCAAGGAAGGGAGUUGUCCCCUUCGCGUGGUGCUGGUGGCUGCGCGAUUAGAGUUCACCCCGACCAAUAUUUCUCCCUUCGCAGCCAAAGAAGAAAGUCACGAUCAUGGACGACAAAACCUUCACGCCCAUCUCCGCGCCUGCGAAUGAGACAGCCGACCCAGUCGAUGCUACCGAACCGUCCUCAAAGGCACCCAAGCCAACUCGCAACUCAUCAACAUCCUCACUACCCGCAACAAGAAAACUACAACCCAAACAGUCGACAUCAGGAGCAAAUUCCCCUGCGGCUUCUCGCGAGGCCUCUCCAAAUAGACCAGGACUGAAAUCCUCGGCCUCGGGCCGCUCAACGAAUGGUCCAGGCCGGUCGAGGAAGAAUAGUUCUCAAGACGUCAGCCCAGCACGCUCGGUCACUUCAAGUACAAAUCCUCCGUCUGCUGCCGCAACACAACGAGCAUUGUCAGCCGCAUCGAUCCCUACCUUACACCCUACCACCUCAGACUCAACAAUAAAAACACCAGUACCCCAAAAACCUUCCACCAAUCCCGAAAUUCGAGAGACUCCUCGCUGGCCGAUAUCUCCAAGACUACGAGUCAGCUCAAUACCUCAGGUUGCUGUUGGCCCGAUCGGAGGAGGGGGUAACAAUGGAAGCAUUCGGACAAAGCCCAGCACGGAAACAAUCCGACCGAAGAAAGAAAAGAAGAAGACUGCACGCAAGGCUCCGUCAGUCACGUCCAAUACGGGUGAGCAGCAACGUUCAUCAAGGUCUAAACAGCACCACCAUCAUUCCAUUCGAGAAAACGUCUCAGAAACCAGUUCCAUAUAUUCACCAGAAAUGGAAUACGGUCAAGGACCCUUUUCAUCAUAUGGUAGUUUCGCAACGAGUCCUGAGCGUCCAUCAGCCUCCCGCAAACCAAGUCUCAAUUUUCCAGCUGUAAGUGCUAUGCUAAUCAGAUCACGUCCAGCAUCAUCAAAAGCAGAUAUCUUCGAGGCCAAAGUUGCCAGUGCCGUAGACGAGGCGAAUUCUUCCGACUCCGAAGAAACUUUCGUCUACGAGUCCAAUCCACCUGAAGUGAAUGACCGACCUCGACGAUUUCAUUCACGAACUCCAAGUGCGACAUCGAUGGCGAGUCAAGCCGACCAACGAAACGGCUUGCGUUCCAUCUUAGACGGCCAUCACAGUGUCGCUAUGAAGAAGAGCAUGAAAUUUGCCAAUUCUUACAAUAGCAAUGCGCCGGAAGCGAAUGCUGGGGACGAUGACGGCAAAGGUACAGCACGCAGUAAUGUUGGUACUGGUAGAGGUACUACCCAUCAUCAUCACAUUGGCGGCCGAUGGAGUCGCAACAAUGGUGGCAAUGGCCACCCAUCACUCUUUGAUACUGAAUCUCCUUUUCCGAAUGCAGCGAAGUCAAAGAUGGCGGGCAAUAAUCCGAGACAUUCGUCUCGACCUACAAGCCCAAGGGUUGCUAAUAUGAGAAUGGCGGGUAAUGGCAGGAAGUCUUCACCGAUGUCUUCUGGAUACGACCUGGAUGACGGUGCUGACGAUGAGCGAACACCACUCAUGAACACUGUACGAUCAAAUAGAUCUGUUCGAGGUCGACGACAGAAUAUUUCGAGGCAUCACUUGGAGCGACAAUCAUCACCGCAUGAUAAAUCAUUUCUGGCUCGAUGUGCUGGUUGUCUGGUUUUAACUGUUAUGAUUAUAAUGGUGAUUUCCGGAGCUCUUGUCUUCAUAUUUGCGACCACUCAACCUCUCACGGACGUCAAAGUCAUGGCAUUGAAGAAUGUUCUAGCGAGUGAACAAGAUAUUAUCUUCGAUAUGCAGGUACGAGCACGAAAUCCCAACUUGGUUGUCGUCUCGGUCGAUUAUGCAGAUCUGUUCAUCUUUGCCAAAUCCAAGUAUGCAGGCACCGAUACUGAAUGGUGGAGGAAGCCGAACCCAGGAGAGAAGAUCCUUCGACGAGGUCUCAGGAAGCGCGACGACGAUCCUCUUGAUCCGCCAGUUGGGGACGAUCCCGGUUCAAGUCCAAAUUUGGAGAUUGGGCACAUCCACAUGCUUGAUAGUCCGUUAACUUUCGAAGGCUCACCAUUUCGCAACCAAACGUCGACAUCAUUGGGACAAAUCCGAAUCGAUCAUCCGGGUAACCACACGGUACCUGCGGGCAGCGUGCGCUGGGGCCGAGUUUUACAACAUGAAUUCGAGCUCAUCGUCCGAGGUACAUUGAAAUACUCGCUUCCCCUAGGCCAGAAAACACGAAGCAUCAGCGUCGAAGGCCGAGUCACCGUUGAGCCAAACGCCGCAGAUCAGGACCCAGAUGACGCUGUGCAUAUAAUCUGACGGGUCCGAACUCUGACGGCAUCGUGGUCGUCACCACAUUUUCCUAUGUCGUCAUGUUACUUUAGUCAUGUACAUUGAGCGAAUUAUGGGGUUUUUGCGUUCCGUUAUUCAAGCGUGGGCGACCAGAGGCGCAAUUCAAAAAUAUCGCAUUAAAGUGCUACUGGAUGGUCUGACUUCAUUUGGACACAGUCAAAAAACACACUUUUUCAUCAAAAGUCUUGAGCGCGCGUUGUGCUUUUUCUUGCUUUCUGAUCGCCUUUUGAGGGAAUUUUAAGGAUAGGAUUCUUGUUUUUUUGCUUGUCUCUUAUGUUUUUUAUGGGGUUAUAGGAAUGGCUCACGAGCAAAGGGCAUGG
Messenger RNA from Mollisia scopiformis, 2804 nucleotides. RefSeq lists its product as uncharacterized. The coding region runs from base 223 to 2451 and encodes 742 amino acids. The transcript is spliced from 2 exons. NCBI's taxonomy places the organism in Eukaryota, Fungi, Ascomycota, Leotiomycetes, Helotiales, Mollisiaceae. Gene Ontology annotation, cellular component: fungal-type vacuole membrane; PAS complex. Gene Ontology annotation, biological process: positive regulation of phosphatidylinositol biosynthetic process; protein localization to vacuolar membrane; vacuole inheritance. The record is from RefSeq and is a predicted model, not a curated record.